Molecule: messenger RNA, 1801 nt
Organism: Lactuca saligna
Lineage: Eukaryota; Viridiplantae; Streptophyta; Magnoliopsida; Asterales; Asteraceae
Source: the annotation of a GenBank genome assembly
AAUAAAUAAAUAAAAAAAAUUAAUGAUCCAUCCACUCCAUUUAGCGUAAGUAAUUCUUCCAUUUUCAAGUACCACCCUGGUAUUUUGUUGAUAGUAAAAGCAUCUCUAGAGCUGACAACUUGAUUGCCUGAUGAUAAGUAAAACAGACACUGAAGCUCAAUAUCCAGCGCCGAGAAAUUACAAACGAGCAAAGAUAUUUUUGGAGCUAGCGAUCACCAUUCACACACCUUUUUCAUGAAGUCAGAGUAAUUGUUAGCCAAUGAUAAUGAUAAAGUUAGAUUUAGGUGGGGUCUGAUUUUAUCACAACCGUGCAAACUAAACAAGAAUUAUCGAUCAGAAUGCUGUGGCGAUUAUCUCCGAUAUUUCUCCCUUCCAAAUCCAGUUUUUUGUUUAAUUCAAAAUGGUUUGCUCACUCGACGUAGCAAAUCUAGGGAUUCGAUUCAAUCCUUUGCCUCAUGUCGAUACUACUUUUAUCAAUCAAAGAAGGAUUCGACCUCGCUCUGUAAUCGUAUUCCCCACAUCCGAUUGUCUGAAGCAUCGUCUUCCCCGACGCAUCUCGUGUUCUGCCGUCGACGAAGAGCAGAUUCAGCAAACGUUCAGUGAUGCUGAGAAUUCACUCAUCAGUAGUCUCAUUGGCAUCCAAGGACGUGGUCGCUCUGCUUCUCCUCAGCAACUCAAAGAAGUCGAACAAGCCGUGACAGCUCUAGAAGCUACUAAAGGUGUCCCUGAUCCUACCAGUUCGAGUCUAAUCGAGGGCCGAUGGCAAUUGAUUUUCACAACAAGACCUGGAACAGCUUCCCCGAUCCAGAGAACAUUCGUCGGAGUCGACUUGUUCAGUGUAUUCCAAGAAAUUUACCUUCAAACAAACGAUCCACGAGUCUCCAAUAUCGUCAAAUUCUCCGAUUCAAUAGGUGAACUUAAAGUCGAGGCUGCCGCUGCAAUCAACGACGGAAAAAGGAUUCUUUUCCGUUUCGAUAAAGCAGCAUUCUCAUUCAAGUUUCUUCCCUUCAAAGUUCCAUAUCCGGUGCCUUUUAAACUCCUCGGAGACGAAGCAAAAGGUUGGUUAGACACAACAUACUUGUCGGAAUCCGGAAACCUUCGUAUCUCAAGAGGAAAUAAGGGGACGACGUUUGUUCUUCAGAAGCAAACGGAACCCCGGCAACGAUUGAUUUCUGCAAUUUCCACCGGUCGUUCAGUGAUUCAGGCGAUUGACGAGUUUAUGUCGUUAAAUCAAACGGAAGACGAACAACAACUCAUUGAAGGCGAAUGGCAAAUGAUUUGGAGUUCACAGAUGGAAACCGAUAGUUGGAUAGAGAAUGCAGCUAAUGGUCUUAUGGGCUCACAGAUUGUUAAAGAAAAUGGGAGACUCAAGUUUCUUGUUGACAUAUUGUUUGGGGUCAAAUUCUCCAUGAAUGGAACAUUUGAAAAAUGUGACACAAAUAUAUAUGAUGUGAUGAUGGAUGAUGGUGCAAUAGUAAUUGGACCAUAUGGGCUUCCAGUUGAGCUAAUAACCAAAUUUAAAUUGGAAGUCUUGUAUUCGGAUGACAAAAUCAGGAUAAGCCGGGGAUACAGCAAGAUUCUCUUUGUCCACAUUCGUGUUGGAAGUUGAUGAAAUACGAAUUUGUAUUUUUAUAAAAAGGAAGUUUUUUAAAAAAAAAGAUCAAGAUACCAUAUUGCUUGUUUGAGAACUUUGAAGAUUUUUACAUUGUGAUUAAGGAAAUGUUAAUUCUUUUUUGUUGUGUAGAUAAUGAGUUGAAUUGUAAUUAAUGGUGUAUAUGCUUUAACCACAGCUCAAUACAUA